This is a messenger RNA of Galleria mellonella (greater wax moth), 5121 nucleotides long. RefSeq names its product toll-like receptor 6. Gene Ontology annotation, molecular function: protein binding. The record is from RefSeq and is a predicted model, not a curated record. The transcript has a single exon. Lineage: Eukaryota; Metazoa; Arthropoda; Insecta; Lepidoptera; Pyralidae. Bases 201 to 4235 code for a protein of 1344 amino acids.
GGAGCCAAAAAACGUCGCUCAGUCGGUGGGCAGCCGCUUUCCGCGCCGCACGCCUGCCAGUAUCGCGUUACAUUCAUGCCACGCGAGUCGCGAUGUCUCUCCAACUACGUGAAUAUUUAUGACGCGAUCGUCCAAUACGUCUCCACAUAAAUGGCACAGCCGACCUCAAUGCCUCACCGCAACUCAUAUAUGAUCGUAAAAUGCUAAUAAAACGAACUCUUGUGAAAAGACCCGAACGCCGAACUUUAAAUCGAAUUAUAGUGUACGUGUUGUUUUACUGUCAUGUUGUCGAAAGAUAUUCUGCGGUCGAAAUGCCGCAUGAAUGCGCCUAUCGCACCUCUGAGACGGAAGCGUUGGAAAACGCUGUACUAUUCUGUAAAAUCAGGACGAUAAGUAGUUUGGACCACCUGUUACAAAACAUCAGUCGAACGCACUUCGAUGACGUGAUAUCUCUACAUGUGCAAUGCAGUGAGAUUUUGUUUUUUGAAAGUACUUUGACUGCUCAUUCGGAGAAAGCAACAAACAAGGUAAAUUUAGCCAAACUACGAGACCUAAUUAUAGACAAAUGUAAAAUACGACAGAUACCGGCACGAGCUUUUGAGAAUUUCAAAGAUUUGAAGAGACUGCAUGUGACAACCCACAACAGCGAAUGGUCAGCCAUGACAAUGGAACUGCAUGAACAAUCAUUUUCGGGCUUAAACGAAUUAAUAGAACUUAAUCUAAGUGACAACAAUAUCUGGAGCACGAAAACGGAAACAUUCUGUUCGUUAUAUAGUUUAAAAACAUUGAAUUUGACAAGAAAUCAUUUACAGAAUAUAAAGACAAUUGGUUUCUCUGAUUCGUUACGAGAACAAAACUUAAGUAUAAGAAGUUGUAAUUUAGUUAUAGAGGUACUCGAUUUAGCUCACAAUGAUUUAAUUGUUGUUACUGAUAACGGCCUAUCUAAGUUACGUUCGUUAACGAAAUUAAUGUUACAAAAUAAUGCAAUUUCUACCCUAGAAGAUGGUGCUUUUGGGGGAUUAUUUAGUUUACAGGUUUUAAAUAUAUCUAGUAACUUUUUGAACACGCUUCCACCAGAUUUAUUUUCUGAUACAAAGUCUUUGAAAGAAAUAAAUUUGAGCAACAAUACUAUUAAUGUUAUACCGCCGGGUCUCUUUGAAGGUUUACAACAACUUCAAAUAUUGGACCUUUCUCAUAAUGAUCUUACCAGUCAGUGGGUAAAUAAAGAAACGUUUGUUGGACUGUUACGAAUGGUUAUAUUGAACCUUUCAUAUAAUAAGUUAUCAAGAAUAGAUCGUUACAUGUUUCAAAGUUUGUAUAGUCUUCAAAAAUUAAACUUAGAGCAUAAUCUAAUAACAUCUAUUGAUGAACAUGCUUUUGAGGAAUUAAGGAAUUUGCAUUCGUUAACGCUGUCACACAAUAUACUUGUACACAUUCAUUCGGGAUUAUUUACGGAUUUACAUGUCUUGCACGAGUUAUUUAUAGACAACAAUAAAAUUAAACACAUAAAUGAUAAUGCUUUCGAUAAUAUGACCACUAUUAGAGACCUAGGUUUAAAUGACAAUUUCUUAUCUUUUAUCCCUGCUUCAGUAAGAAAACUCAGAUCGCUAAAAUCACUGGACAUUGGUAAUAAUAAUAUAACUCAUCUAGAUCGGGAAAACUUUCGUGGCCUCUCUGAACUCUUCGGUUUGCGUUUAGUUGAUAACAAAGUUACGUAUUUGAGUGACGAUACUUUCGAACAUUUGCCUGAGUUGCAAGUACUUAAUUUAGCUUCCAAUAAAAUAAAACUGGUUUCCCCUGCUUGUUUUAGAAAAAACGUUAAUUUAAAAUUAUUGCGCAUGGAUGGCAAUGACAUAACAAGUUUUGAUGGCAUAUUUACUACUCUUAAUAGUUUAGUGUGGCUUAAUAUGUCAUCUAAUAAGUUAGUUUCCUUCGACUUUCGUAGCUUCCCAAAUAGCUUAGAAUGGAUAGAUUUACAUAAAAACUACAUUGAAAACUUUGUUAAUGAUGACAUGCAUUCGAAUAUAAAUAUAAAACUAUUAGAUUUAAGUUACAAUAACAUAACUCAACUGACUGUUACUUCAAUACCAAAAUCAGUAGAGAAACUCUAUUUGAAUGAUAAUAAUAUACAACAUAUUCAAGUUGGAACGUUUUCCAAGCUACAAAAGCUAACAACUGUAACAUUAAAUAAUAAUAAUUUAGUACAACUCGACAUGAAUGCGUUUAGGCUGGAUAAAAUAGAUGAAGAUAGUGACUUACCCGAGUUCUUUAUAAGCGGAAAUCCAUUUGUUUGUGACUGUUCAAUGGAAUGGAUUCAACGCAUUAAUUAUUUAAGUCACACUCGACAAUACCCGCGCGUGCUAGAUCUUGAUAAAGCUUCAUGUUCUUUAGUUCAUUCGCGUGCCAAUGAGAAAAAAAUGAUAAUAGACAUGUCUCCAUCGGACUUUCUCUGCCCAUAUGAAAGCCAUUGUUUCGCCCUAUGUCAUUGUUGUGACUUUGUAGCUUGUGACUGUGAAAUGAUUUGUCCAAAUAAUUGUAGAUGCUAUCACGAUAUUACGUGGAAUGCAAACGUGGUCGAUUGUUCGAAUGCGGGUUACACAGAAGUACCGGAACGAAUUCCAAUGGAUGCUACUGAAAUAUACUUAGAUGGGAAUCAUAUAAAUAAUUUAGGUAAUCAUGUAUUUAUUGGCAAAAAGAAAUUACAGGUUUUAUAUCUCAAUAACACAAAGUUGAAAGAAGUUAAUAACCAAACUUUUAAAGGAGUUGAUUCAUUACGGGUUCUCCAUUUAGAAAAUAAUAAACUUGUCGAACUGAAAGGCGAUGAAUUUAUGCAUCUUAACAAUUUAAAUGAAUUAUAUUUAGAUCAUAAUGCUAUUGUGCAUGUUGCAAACAAUACAUUUUCCUCCUUGAAAUCGCUUUCAGUUCUAAGGAUAGAUGAUAACAAGCUAGUGAAUUUUUUUCCUUGGAAAUUACUAGCUUCGUCUUCCAAAAGUUUAGCUCACGUUUCUAUCGAAGGUAAUCAAUAUUCCUGUGACUGCAAAAGUAUAGCUGAAUUAGAUUCAUGGCUUCGAAGGGAUCCGGGUGACCCAGAAAAGAUGUUGUGUACAGAUACUGAAGGAAAACCAACCAAAAUAACUAUUGCAUCCGUACUUAGCCACUGUAAAGAAUAUAUGGGAUCAAUUAAUGACCCAACCGUGUCUAAAAAUGAAAUCGUUUCUAAAUCAGUAUUUCUACCUGAUAACUAUUUUGCUGUUAUAUGUGGUGUAAUUAUAAUUGUUGUAUUAAUUUGUCUGAUAGGUGCUAUUUUUUACGCUUUCAGAUAUAAUGUCAGCGAUUGGGUAUAUACCAAAUAUGGUAUACCAUUGUUCAAAGAGCAAUCAUGUCCUAAUGUUGAUCAUGUUUUGGAAGGAAACCCAAGUCAAAUGUACGACUACUACGUGAUAUGUAAUACCAAAGAUUCUAAUUUCGUGUACCAUAAUAUUAUGUCAGAGAUAGAAUACAGAAAAAUGACAUACAAAAAAUUAUCCCCUAAUGAACAAUCUCUAAAUAUCCUUACUUUAGAUAGCUUUUCAAAAUCAUCGAAGUUAUCUAAACGUCUUGUAAUAAUACUUACGACAAACUUUAUUUGUAACGAUCUCUGUGACAUUCAUUUUAAAAACAUUUUUUAUAGUUAUUUAAAAUCUCUUAAUCGUAGUGAUUUGAACAAAGUUAUAUUCAUUAAGAUAAUAGAUAACAACCAAAUAAACGACGAACUUUGUAUCUUGUUGGAUAAAUUUAAAAAUAUUUUGUGGAAUGAUCCUCGAUUCUGGGAGAAAUUCGUAGCUUUGUUGAAUUCAACUGAUACUAUUAUUACGGUAAAAAACUCAGAAAAAAGCGUAUUCAAAAAGUCAUUGCGCCAAACACCAACCUUGAGGUAUACGACAAUGCCAAUCUCAAAUGAUAAUUGCUCAAGGCAGAAUUUCUCGAAUUCCUUACAGUACUGUAAGAAAAACGACGGAGAGUCCUCACAAAACGAUAGUUCUCCUUCCUCUGAUAACAACACGUACGGCGAAGGGAAUGAUUCGAACAAUAGCUAUAUGUCGAUCGACAACAGAACAUGUCCUCGGUUUAAUUGCGACCUUAGGCUAUCCCCUAACAGUGGUCACGUGUAUUCUAGGGUAGAAGACAUUUCGCCAAAUAUUCCACAUUCUAUAACUACUAAUGCUUCCACAAAAGGACGUACUUAUUUUGUUUAAAAUUAUUACUAUUUAUCGCAUUUGACACAUUAAAGCACCAUUAUUAAAAAUUGUACAUAUAAUACCUAUUUGUAAUUUUAAUGUUACUGUCAAUUUUCACAUACGUAAUCUAAGUCAUACGAAUGUCGGAGUAGUACGAAAAUAUUUUAUCGAACUAAUAUUUUGUAUAAAGAACAUGUGAAAAUGUUGAGUCUGAUUAUAAAAAUACUUUCUAUAUACAUUAAAAUUAUUAUUAGUUAUAUAAAAAUAGUUUAUCAGAGCUGUGAAACAAAUUCACAAGCAGUCACUGUAAUACAACACCAAAUAGUUUAAGAUGAAACUUACCCAUAUUUCCAAUUACUAAAUUUAAAUACUUAUAACUUUUAAUAAAGAAAUACACAGACACCAUAAGGUAUUAUCCUGUGUUUUUCUUUAUUAUUCAAAACUUUCAUUUUAUAAAUAAAAUUAUAUUGCAAUUAAACUGUAAUUCAUUAUUGGAUAUAUAAAGUCGGAAAUUAUGUUUUGGCUUGUACAUUAAAUUAUAUUGUUUCGCAAUGAAAUUUUGUUUUUUAAUAUUAUACAUUAUUUUACUUUUAUAGUUGCUUAUGGAAUAAAUAUAUAUAGAUUGCAUUUAUUUGACAUGCUUAUUUAUUAUAGAAAUGUAUAUAAAUGAUAUAAAUGUUCGCAAUGUUAUCAGUUUUGAGCAUAAAUGUAACGCUUGAGUACCUAUUAUAAUUAUAAUUAAUAUUAAGCUAAAUCGUGAUAUUAGAUUUAAUAAUUAUAAACUUAAAAAUAAAUGUAAUUUUUGGAUUGUAAUUAUUAGUCUUAAUGAAAUUAUUGUUUUGUAUAAAAAUGUACAAAGAUAUCUUGAAAUCGUAAUAAAAUUAUACUGACGUUUUGAUACUUA